GGAGAUCUUCCACGACGAGGACCUGGCCUCAAUGGGCUUGGAUGACUCCAUUGAGAAAACGAAUCCCGGGAAGGCAGUAUGGCUGAUUGUCUGUGCAGUGUCUAUGGGUGGCUUUCUAUUCGGUUAUGACACCGGGGUCAUUUCUGCCGUACUUGUCAAUCUGGGGUCGGACCUGGGGAAGCCACUCAGCUCCAGUGAACAAGAAUUGGUUACCUCCAUCACCUCCGGAGGCGCUCUGAUAGGCUCAGUAGCGGCGGGCAUGACAGCCGACAAAUACGGCCGCAAACUUGCCAUUUACGUAGGCUGUAUCAUCUUCUUCAUAGGGAGCAUAAUUCAAGCAGCCGCAUACUCGCUCCCCCAGAUGACCGUUGGCCGCCUCGUUGUGGGCUUCGGCGUCGGCGAGGCCGCGAUGAUUGUCCCAUUGUACAUUGGAGAAAUGGCCCCGUCACGGUUUCGUGGCCGCCUCAUAGUCUUUGACAAUAUAUGUGUCACGUUCGGUCAGCUUGUCUCAUACGCACUCGGCGCCGCAUUGACGAAUGUGGCUUCUGGAUGGAGAUACAUGGUGGGCCUUGGCGCAGUACCUGCUCUAUUGCUCAUUGCGUUGAUGCCAUUCUGCCCUGAGACACCUCGCCAGUUGGUCCUACAUGGUCGAAUGGAAGAGGCUAGGCGUGUGAUUGCAAAGAUAUUUCCACGAGCCACUGACCAGCAGGUCGAUGCGAAAGCGAGACUAAUUCGACAUUCAGUUGAGGAAGCUACUGCGUCGAUAUCUAAUAAGAGCCUUGUAUGGCAGAUGAGGCAGCUGUUUACCGUUGGGCAGAAUGUGCGAGCCCUCAUAACCGCUUGUGCCGUUAUGGCGGUUUCCCAGCUAGGAGGCUUCAAUACGCUUAUGUACUACUCCGCCACUCUAUUCUCGAUGGUUGGGUUUGACCAGCCCACGGUGGUGUCAAUAGUGGUUGGAGCCACCAACUUUAUAUUUGGGUUCCCAAACUUCUUCUUCAUUGACCGCUUCGGUCGACGACAUAUGCUCCUAGUUACUAUCCUUGGAAUGUGCCUAUCUUUGGUUGUUGCCUCCGUAGCCUUCCACUGGAUUCCAGUGAACCAUGACCUCACGGCCGUCGAGACGCGCGAGAUGGGCUGGCCUAAUAUCUUGCUUCUUGUGUCUCUCAUCGUGUAUAUUGCCUUCUACGCGGCAGGUGUGGCCCCGAUCUCCUGGGUAGGGACGGAGUUUCUACCUCUCGAAGUUCGUGCAUUGGGGACGAUGAUGAACAGUGUAACCUGCUGGGGCUGCAACAUCAUUAUAUCGUCAACCUUUCUGUCCAUGAUGAAGGGAAUGACCCCGAGUGGAGCCUUUGGUUUCUAUGCUGGAAUUUGCUUUCUUGGAUUUGUCUUUGCGAUUUUCUGCUAUGCAGAGGUCCAUAACAUGCCCCUCGAGUCGGUCCGUGAGAUUUAUAACCAUGGAUUUGGAGUCAAGUAUGCACGGCAGGUGCAGAAGGAGCUUCAUGAGGCUAGAGAUUCCGAGGGGAGCACGGCGUGAUGCACCGAAGCGUCCGUCCUACUAUACCACGCCUGAGCAACCAGCUGACGGCUUGCCCAUACGUUGAAUCGCUUUGUGAGGGCUUACAAUUCAAAUGGCCAUUUAGAGUUUUAGAUGUCUAGAGAGAUCCGCUGGGGUUAGACACUUGCUGGAUGCAGGGAUUCCGGGUCAUUGCUUUUACUUCGUAUAUAGAUGUAGCAUAGAUCAAAUGCAAUGCAGUUCUCCGAGAUGAAAAUCCCUGCCCGAGCCUAUGGCGCUGCACAGGACAAGAAUAAGCUAUAC
This is a messenger RNA of Aspergillus pseudonomiae, 1816 nucleotides long. Its product is annotated as myo-inositol transporter. Bases 32 to 1534 code for a protein of 500 amino acids. Gene Ontology annotation, biological process: transmembrane transport. The record is from RefSeq and is a predicted model, not a curated record. Gene Ontology annotation, cellular component: membrane. NCBI's taxonomy places the organism in Eukaryota, Fungi, Ascomycota, Eurotiomycetes, Eurotiales, Aspergillaceae. Gene Ontology annotation, molecular function: myo-inositol:proton symporter activity. The transcript has 4 exons.